AUGUUUCAUUCUGUCUCCACCGCUCAAACCUCUUUCGACCCGCCGAAGGAAAACCCCAACUACGAGACAAUGCCCGCCCGUUUUUGGAGCCACUAUCAAAGAAGGCCCAAAUCGCCCAAGCAGCUCCAUUCAACGGGCAGGAAGCACCUCAUGAAGGAGUAUAUUACUGACCAGCUAGAGCGGUUUCAUUUGAAGUCUAGCCGAGCUAAUCCUAUCUAUGAUCUCCCGUUAGGGGUGCUUCCUGGGCUCACUCUGAAUGGCGAAGGUGCUGAGAGAAGGCUCCUCGAGAGGAAACCCAGGGUCAGGAAUUUAACAAGACCGUUUUUUGUCAGAGACUACAAUUUGAGGGCCGUUACGCUCACGUCUUUGCCGCACGACGUUAGCCUAGCCGAUAUCGUCUCCCUGGUGAGAGGAGGCCAGUUGGACAAGGUGAUCGAGGGAGACGUUCCCGAGCGGUUUGUACAACUACACUUUUUCUACCGAACAUCAGCAGAGGAGUUUUUUCGUUACGCCAAAUGCGGUCUCUAUAGCAUCAACGGCAAACGCCCCAUAGUCAAAUGGCUCCCGUUUGAAAUCGCCAUGCGAUGUCCCGUGCAAGAGUAUGUGAUGGAGGCGGUCAACAAGUCUCGUGCUACAAGAGUAAUCCGCAUGACUGCCUCAGACACUGUACAUGCCAGUGCAGACUAUUCGAGGCGACAUGUUCAAGACACAGCUUCGUUAUUUGCGAAAGGAUACGAUGUGGGACAGAUACGGACCGAGAUGUCGCAGUUUGGUAAGGUCAUCGAGAUCAAGCCCUACAUAACGAACACAUGGACCAUCACGGUGCACUUUUCCUCGGUGUCGGAGCUGGUGAUUGCUAUGAAAUCGCUCACGCUGCUCAGUCUAUGCCAUUUGCAUAAGUACAAGUGGUGGAAGCUACAGUACGACAAGGACCCUGCUGACGUUCCUUGCUACAUGGUGUAG
Molecule: messenger RNA, 963 nt
Organism: Candidozyma auris
Lineage: Eukaryota; Fungi; Ascomycota; Pichiomycetes; Serinales; Metschnikowiaceae
Exons: 1
Coding region: 1-963 (320 amino acids)
Source: RefSeq, a predicted model, not a curated record